Molecule: messenger RNA, 1010 nt
Organism: Anastrepha ludens (Mexican fruit fly)
Lineage: Eukaryota; Metazoa; Arthropoda; Insecta; Diptera; Tephritidae
Exons: 3
Coding region: 198-1010 (270 amino acids)
Molecular function (GO): catalytic activity
Source: RefSeq, a predicted model, not a curated record
GUGCCAAAAAACAGAGGCGAUAAUGCCACACGCUAUCCUAAGCAACAAUAGAAGGCAACUCGGAUGCCUUCAAUUAAACCUCCACCAUGCAAAGGCUGCCUCGGCUGAACUAGCAAGGAGGUUUAACAAACAAAACUUGGAUAUAGCUCUAAUCCAAGAACCGUGGGUACGUGACAGAGUCAUUGAGGGACUCCAAGAUGUUAAUGUUCACUACCACCGAUCUCGUUGCGAUCUGGACCAAGGUGCCAACAGACAAAGGCGAGCACGAGGUAAUCAUUGCCUCUGCCUACCUUCCAGGAGAUGAGGAAACUGCUCCAACAAGGGAACUUGUAGCCCUAGUCAACUACUGCAAGGAGAACCACCUACGCUGGAUAAUAGGAUGCGAUGCGAAUGCCCAUCAUACGAUAUGGGGCAGCACAAACAUCAAUGCGAGAGGUGAGUGCCUUCUUGAAUUCUUACUUAGAUAUAAUGUAUCAAUAGUAAACCGAGGCAAUGAACCAACAUUUAGGAAUGCAAUAAGGGAGGAAGUACUUGAUCUUACCCUAUGCAGUCCAAAUGUACUAUCAGAAGUCUCAAAUUGGCAUGUGUCCGGGGAAGCAUCAAUGUCGGACCACAGUCUUAUCAGGUUUGACUUAGGUGCUACCUUACCGCACAUAACAAUUUACAGAAAUCCAAGGAAUAUAAAUUGGAAUGUCUUUCACUUUAACUUAGAACAAAGUGCUAACUACUCUAAGCAUCACCUGGUGCUUAAAUCUGAGCUUGAGAUGGAGGGUGCGUAUCAGCAUUUAAUUGGCCAAGACCAUCGCGCGGGGCUAGCACAGCAAACCGUUUCCAGUUGCCUUUGGGAAGUUUGCAGUGCAAUUGAAAAGGUAUUGUGUCCAAAACAUAACGUUUUUUCGUUGAGCAGUGAAGAGAAACAGGAUGCCAACCGUAGCUUUUACGAAACAUGCGGAAUUCCGGGUGUGGUAGGAGCAGUGGACGCACAUCCAAAUGAUAAGGCCAUCAAUUGA